AUAUGUCGCCAUUAUGCACCAUAAAUGCUUUCCACUUGGAAUUAGUUAAUGGAUAAAUAUUUUGUCUCUUUUUGCUAAAGGGGUUUUCUUCGCUUGCAAGGUUGUUCAGAAAAAGCUCCCUGAACUUUGAACCGUAGCUGCAAAGUGAGAUAAACAAGAGCCAUAUAAAUACCACAGCCCUUUUCCCCGCACUGUUUUCUUCUCUAGCAGAGCCAGGCGGAGCUGCCAAGAAGGGGGAGGAGGAAAAGGGAAAAGCCCAGCCAUGUGGGCAGGGCUGGGGCUAGUUCUGGCUCUCUGCCUCCUCCCAGGAGGGGGGGCUGAGGUCCAGAACUGCCAGGAGCCUCCAGAAUGGCGUAUUGGGGAGGAGGACCCAAUGCAGAACUCCAGAGGCACAGUGACAGUGGUAGCUCUCCUCCAGGCUAGCUGAUUAUUGUGCCUGCAGCAGGCUUCUAGAUUGGAGGACCUGCGAGUAAAGUUAGAGAAUGAAGGACUGGUCAACAUCUCGUAUGUGGUUGUCAACCAUCAGGGAGCUCAAUCCCAGAGGGAAUUUCACCUACUGAAAGAACGUGUUUCAGACUAUAUUAGUGUCUAUCAACAAGAACAACAACAAGAUGACGUCUGGACUACCUUAAAUGGAAACAAGGAUGACUUUCUCAUCUAUGACAGAUGUGGCCGUCUGGUGUAUCAUCUGGGACUGCCCUAUUCCUUCUUGCAUUUCCAAUAUGUAGAAGAAGCUAUUAAGAUUGCAUACUGUGAAAACAAGUGUGGAAACUGCUCUUACACGGAACCUGACAUUGAUGAUAUAUGUGAAAACAUCACCAGGAAAGCAGAUAAGCUAGAAGAGAGAGAACCGAAACCAACUGGUCAGCACUCCCAUCACCACAACCUGCACAGACAUGGACACCACCACCACCGCCACCACCAUCACCGGCACAGCAGUCAUCACCCCAAAAAGGAGAACAGCCAGGCUUCCUCUGAAACUGAAAGACACCCCCCUCACAGCGGCCGGCGCCACAGAGUAUUUGGCCAUCACAGACACGACCAGUUAGGUAAUCAUGAGCAGGUAGACACUGCUCCUCCAGGAGAAAGUGUGGAUAUUACACAAGAGAAAAAGCUAUGAAAAAAAGGGAAAAACAGCUGUAAGAACCAGUUGACUUGAAACUGGCAGACAGCAUCAGACUCUACUUCUAGUAGCUGAUGCUGUCAUUGUCGACACCUUCUGUUUGAAGAGUUAGGAAAUUCUGUCACUUGACAGUGUCAUGGAACACUUCCAAAUUCUUGCAGGUGACAUGGCCAGCUGGCAGCAGAGGACAUCACUGAAUCCUGACAGUGACGUCUGCUCUCUGCUGCCUGACAGUCAGCAGCAGCAGGAGGAAGUGAAACCAGUGACACCUGACAGUGACAGGAAAAGGCGAGAAACUGAGCCUGAAAAACAAACUAAGCACCUUCAAAAUACAAGGCAAUCCUAUUAACUAAAUUCGUUGCAAGAGUGUAAAAAUUAACAGAUUAGGUGUUUUUGUUGCCCAGAAUUAAAAUUUAAACUGACAGGUGUGUGGAAUUAGAAUAUGGCAAAGAAGUAGACUUUUAGAGCAGUGCUCUUAAAAUUACAGAAUACCUGUCAAAUUCCAUCAGUGAAAAGCUUCAUAAUUUAAAGGAAUUUAAUUGUCCGCUAGUUUGUUUUUUGGGUGCACUGGGAAGGUGUCUGCAUUCUUGAUUAAUUUGUCUUUCUUGUUUUUCUUCUAACAUUCUGCUUGCAUUUUUGAGGACAGGAGCAUAAACUAUGACCUAGGGGCUCCUGUUUGAUGUUUUGCAAUAAAGAACAGAAGAUAACCAAGACAGAUAGUUUAAUCAAUUUUUAUUCAAAAGUUGAGUUAGAUUUUUUUUUCCUAACCUGGGGAUACAAACUAUGUACACAAAAACUUAUUCCUAAGCCAUGUGACAAAAUAACUUUUUGUUCAAAAUGUAAUAUACAAACAGUAACUACAUUAUUUUAAAGUAACAGAUUUAUAUGCUUAACUUUUGUGUCUUAGAUACAAUAAAAGGAUCAAUUAAUACAUAAUCCUACUAAAUCAGUAAGAUCAUGCCUUAAGCAAGAAGCAGUGUUAACAGCUAUUCAUACAGAAUGAGUGUCAGAAUCAAUAAAAGGGAGGGAUAAAAGGAGUUUAAUCUUAGUAUAAAGUUUAUCUUUGUUUAUAACAGUGCUGAAUUCAAUAAAUCUGUAUUGAUUAGUAAGGUAAUAUACCACUGAAACUUGUAUAAUUUCUCUGUUUGUAGCUUAGCGUUUCUAUUGUUUCAUUAACUGAAUGGAAGUAAAACCAGUUGUUUGAAGGAUUUCUGGAUGAAGAAAAUAGUAUUUAUGAAAGGAAAACUGCUAUGAAAGCAUACACCAUAAUUAAUGAUGGUUUGAUAGGGAAAUUAUUAGUCCUGCAAAACCUGAGUCUUUUUAUUGUGAAUGCUGACUAGCAAGAGUAUAGCCCUGAAUGUACACAGAGUGCAUGCCUUUGGAAUAUUUGACAAGAGCAUUUUCAAUAAAAAAUACUAUCUUCA
Empidonax traillii (willow flycatcher) is the source of this 2547-nucleotide messenger RNA. RefSeq names its product selenoprotein P (gene SELENOP). Gene Ontology annotation, cellular component: extracellular region. The transcript has 5 exons. Gene Ontology annotation, molecular function: selenium binding. Gene Ontology annotation, biological process: selenium compound metabolic process. The record is from RefSeq and is a predicted model, not a curated record. Lineage: Eukaryota; Metazoa; Chordata; Aves; Passeriformes; Tyrannidae.